This is a messenger RNA of Lactuca virosa, 1005 nucleotides long. NCBI's taxonomy places the organism in Eukaryota, Viridiplantae, Streptophyta, Magnoliopsida, Asterales, Asteraceae. The record is from the annotation of a GenBank genome assembly.
AUGGAAAACACCAAUCUUACCAUGAUCAGUGACUUGGCACUUGCACAAGAUGACUACACGAUCAAGGUUCGAGUCAUUUGUCUGUGGAAACAGAUUCGUAUGAUUGGAAUGAUAUUGAUGGACGAAAUGGGCUCCAAAAUUGAAUGUAAUGUGCAUAAACCAUUUGCAUCAUUGCAAGGAAAAACUUUGGAAGAAUAUGGUGAUUACUACAUUCAAAAACCCACAAUAGGGUUAAAUAAUGGUGCUAUAAAAUACAUCCUUACACUUUUCGUUGUCUAUAAUAUAGAUAUUAUAGGAAACGUUUUCCAAUGUUUUCCAUUGGAACCUCCAAAAGACAAACAGGAGCAAAAAAUCACACUAAAAAUGGAGGAUUUAGAAGGACAUGAAGUUUUUGUUACUCUAUGGGGAGGUUAUGCUGAUGAAAUUGUUGCAUAUGUUUCAAAGCAUCAUUGUCAUUUUGUAAUGAUUAUUCAACUUGCUAAGUUCAAGAAUAUCCGACAGCGUCCAUAUGUCAACAAAAUGUACUUGGCUACAAAGCUUUUUAUUGAGGACGACAUUGAGGAGAUAACUGCUUUCAAAAAAAGUUUACAAGCAAGAAAAAACUCUUCGUGUUCUUCGGUCUCACGUGCAUCCGGAUCAUCGAUCAUGUAUUCACUACAUGAUGAUUUUGUUCAAAAGAACGCCCUUUACAAAAUAUCCGCGAUUCACGAAUUGAAUGAGGGAAGUUGUGCAGUAAUUCUUGGAACAAUAAAGAUGUUUGAAGAUAUGCGGAAUUGGUACUAUAAUGCGUGUACAAAAUCCAAGUCAAAGGUUAUUUUAAUGGAUGUUCCAAAUGAGACGGUCAAUGGCUUGGACCGGUUUGAAGAGAAAAAGAUGAUGUUUUAUCCAAAAAAAGAUUGCAAUGGCACAGAUGUUAUUGCUGAACCAAGAUAUAUAUUUUUCAAGUUACAUGAUCAAAGUUCGAGUUCAAGGUUUAGUUGGAGUGGUGAGUCUUACAAUGUUUGA